Molecule: messenger RNA, 754 nt
Organism: Hippoglossus stenolepis (Pacific halibut)
Lineage: Eukaryota; Metazoa; Chordata; Actinopteri; Pleuronectiformes; Pleuronectidae
Gene: apoc2
Product: apolipoprotein C-II
Exons: 4
Coding region: 112-408 (98 amino acids)
Biological process (GO): lipid transport; lipid metabolic process
Cellular component (GO): chylomicron
Molecular function (GO): enzyme activator activity
Source: RefSeq, a predicted model, not a curated record
GUGCACUUUGGCUCUGGGAGCGACAAGUCAACACAUUUACUCUCCUAUAUAAAUGACUCGGGCCAACAGGGCCUCAGCUUCGUUUCUGGAGAGGAAUAGAAUACAAGUGACAUGAUGAAGCUGCUGGUCGUUGCCGUGCUCGUCGCGCUCCUCGCUCUCAGUGCUGAAGGCUUCCGUGUGACGAGGCAGGUCGAAGAGGAGGAGGGGACUUUGACCAAAAUCACAGACAAAGUCAAGUCCCUCUAUCAGGACACCGUCAGCACGGCCAGUGGAUACCUGGAGAGCAUCAGGGGCAUGAAGCUGGAGGAGAAGGCAAAGAAUAUUUACUUGGAUACUUCCAUGGUUGUGAGCACCUACGCCAACAUAGCGCAUGACCAGCUUUACCACUUCUUCUACGCCCAGAAGUAAAAAAAACAAAUGAUUUCCAGUGACUGAAACUUUUAACGCUCCAGGAGAGAGGCUACAGCGUCGUUUGACAAUCUGACCUCUGCCUUUGGUCUCACCUCACCCGAACAUCCCAACCCCAGACAGCAUCUUCACAAACAACGUACCCGGGAAAAUGACGACGACCACACAAUGAAGACUGUAUUAAAUAAACACCUUAAAGCUUGCACUGAGGAAAAUGGGGAGAACAACUAAUAAUGUUAUGAUCUAUCGCCACCUACUGGUGAAUUUGUGUCCUCAUAGUUCCACCUCUGAAUAAAUUAAAAAUAUUUGUAUCUUAUCUUGAAAUAAAUAUAUUUAUACAAACAAA